Molecule: messenger RNA, 1437 nt
Organism: Neolamprologus brichardi
Lineage: Eukaryota; Metazoa; Chordata; Actinopteri; Cichliformes; Cichlidae
Product: nuclear factor 7, ovary-like
Molecular function (GO): protein binding
Source: RefSeq, a predicted model, not a curated record
AUGGCCUCCACAUUGUCUGAGGAGCAAUUUCAGUGCAGCAUCUGUUUGUACAGCUUCAAAAACCCUGUCUCUAUCCCGUGUGGGCACAAUUUCUGCCUGGAGUGCAUCAAACGUUAUUGGGACGUGGCGCAUAAGUCGGAUUGUCCGCUGUGCAAAGAAUCCUUCAGAAGUCGCCCCGAACUCAGGGUGAAUUGGGCCUUAAAAGAAAUCACUGAAAGAUUUCAAAGCUUGUUAAAGGAAAUGCCAGGAUUCAAACCAAAGAGACCCAUCAUUCCACAACAGCCAUCCACGUCUGGAGAAGAGAAGGACAUCAAGAUCAAGACUCGGAUAAAGAAGACCCAAGAGCAGUAUCAACAGAUGAUCCAGAUCCGAAUCAGAAAGACAGAGGAGAUCAAACAGUCAAUGGAGCUGAGCAAAAGAAAUAAAGAAAGAGAGAUACAGGCCAGCGUUCAGGCUGCCACAAUGAUGGUAAGUGCCAUUGAGAGAAACCAGGCUUUGCUCAUCGAGGAGAUCGAACGGAAGCAGGAGGUGGCUGAGAAGAGAGCAGAGGAGCUUCUCAAGGAGAUCAGCCAGGAGAUCAAUGAGCUGCAGAAGAGACGCAGUGAGCUGCACCUCCUGGAGCACAUUGAGAACCCAGUUCAACUCCAGCAGAACUUUUUACAUCUGGAUGCUCCGAUGUCCGUCAAGCACUGGGCUGACGUCAGAGUCCAAUCGGAGAGCUACGCACGGACUGUGAGGAGAAAUUUCUCCAAACUGGUCGACAUCUGCCAGGAACUGGAGAGGAAGCUGUGUGCAGAGGAAGUAAACAAGAUGAAUAAAUAUGCAGUGGAUGUAACUCUGGAUCCUGCUACUGCUGCUGGCUGGGUGGUCCUGUCCCCGGAUAAUAAAAAGGUGAGCAUGAGCUACCAGCAGUGGACGACCCCGCUACCUGACGACCCCCGCAGGUUCAAUUCCUGCGUCGCCGUGCUGGGAAAACAAAGCUUCACAUCUGGGAAACGUUACUGGGUGGUUCAGGUUGGGGAUAAAAGAGACUGGGAUCUUGGGGUGGCCCGGGAGUCCAUCAACAGGAAGGGCGCCAUCACAGUUUGCCCUGAUAACGGUUACUGGGCAAUAUGCCGACGUAACGGUGGUAGCCUGUGCGCCUGCGCUGGGCCCGCCGUCACUCUUCACCUUAAAGAAAUUCCUCAGAAAAUCGGUAUAUUCCUGGACUAUAAAGAAGGCUCGGUGUCCUUCUACAACACAGAGGCAAAGACUCACAUUUAUACUUACAGCGGGCUCACUUUCACUGAGCCGCUGUAUCCGUACUUUAACCCCUGCAUAAAUGACAACGGGAAGAACACGGGCCAGCUGGUUAUCUGCCCGAUUGAGGCUGGGAUCACUGUAGACACUUCAGCACGUUGAGCGAGAGCCUCGGAGGAUCCUUUUUAAAACCUUGAG